GCCUAUAUCCCUCAACCCACCGCGCAAAGCUCGGACGUUGACGGCGGUGUGAACCUCCAAGUCUUCUUCAACGACGCCGAUGGCAUACAAUACUACCUGGGUCUGGGAGUGAAUGAACUCUACCAGUUAUGACAUGGGUCGUUUUUCUUGUUGUAAGUGACUGUAAGUAUACGUUUUUGUUGUAACUGUAAGUAUACAUGUUUUUGUUGUAACUGUAAGUAUACAUAUAAUUAAGGGUUUAAACAUUUCAUUUUUACAAGCCUGUUCUACUUGAGAUUGCUACUGAAAAAUGAAAUGUUUCAACCUUUAAUAUAAUCCUGUACUAGUUUGGUGAGUUCUGCUUUUGGUGACGACGUGGUCUUUCAUGUCGUUGAUAAAGUUAUAGUACUAGCUACCUAGUAGUAAGUUAUGAGUCUUUAUUGCGUAUCAUUCUCACGACAAGGAGUAAUCUUUUUGAGCAGUAACUGUGUUUCCCUGAUCGUCCUGUCUCUUCUAACUCACGGCAGCAUCUCCGCGGAAGGACAGCACGCGUACGAUAGUUCAGGAGAGGUUUUGGUCAGUCGCGGCGCUCCAGCAGAGAAUUUUCGCGGUGUCUUCCGUCUUCUCCACGCCUCGUUGCAACAGAUCCAUCACAACCUCCUUGCCGCAAAUCUGCAACUAGUUGAUCACGAGGUCUAUCAUUUGCAGUGUCC
Amoebophrya sp. A25 is the source of this 692-nucleotide messenger RNA. The record is from the annotation of a GenBank genome assembly. NCBI's taxonomy places the organism in Eukaryota, Dinophyceae, Syndiniales, Amoebophryaceae.